AUGGCCAUUUGGUUUACGCAGUGCACUGCCAGGCUCAGAAGAUCGACUAAAGCGAACGUGUAUCAAUUACCUUACAAACUGAGGUCCUUGGGCGUGCCUGGCAUAAGGCUUUCAUCUCGUUUUGUUGUGCGGUAUCAAGUCGUUACUGAACAGCCUCGAGACGAAGCGGGUUCAUUCGUGAAUAUGAGCCUUUCCCCUCAGUACAGCUCAUACACAAUCCUCCGACGUGACGUCGUUAAUCGUACGACUAUGCAAGGACGCAGCUUGUGCCUGAUUCAUAUUGGAGCGACCACCCUCAUAAGGAAAUUCAGAAUCUCAGCUGCCUUAAUUGACUGCUCCGACGGAAAUGCCAAGUGCGUGCCUGGACCAGGCAACUAUUUGGACCGUAAAACGCAUGUAAUCAGCGCAGCUCAAGGCUACCCCUACUCCAUAGUGGGGCGCCGUUAA
Messenger RNA from Bipolaris zeicola 26-R-13, 447 nucleotides. RefSeq lists its product as uncharacterized. The record is from RefSeq and is a predicted model, not a curated record. NCBI's taxonomy places the organism in Eukaryota, Fungi, Ascomycota, Dothideomycetes, Pleosporales, Pleosporaceae. Bases 1 to 447 code for a protein of 148 amino acids. The transcript has 3 exons.